AUGUCAAACCAGGGUUUAAUGCCCUUCACAUUCCUUGCACCAAACCAGGAUGCAACCACUGCUCGUCCAUGCGAUUCAGAAGGGAACUUCCUUCCUCCUGGAACUCCACCUCCACUGUUGUCAGAUAAAACAUCCAAUGACUGGACUCCCUAUGCUGAUCGGUUAGAGUUUGAGCUUGCCAACUAUAUCUUUACCAAGAAUCAGACACCUGUGGUGCAGAUCAACCACCUUCUUGAUAUCUGGGCAGAUUCGCUAAUCCAAGGUGGCGCUAAUACUGAUGCGCUAUUCACAGACCACUGUGAUGUCUACAAGCCCAUUGACAGUACUCAUUUGGGUGAUGUGCAAUGGCAGUUGUGCUUGCUCAAAUACACUGGGGAGCAUGCAGUUGAUGACGCCGCACCCUGGAUGGAAGAUAGCUAUGAUGUUUGGUUCUGCAAUCCUCAUGAUGUUGUUCAGAAUAUGCUUGCCAACCCUGAUUAUACCCUGGAGAUGGAUCUGCAGCCUUACUGUGAGUUCAUGACUAAAACUGACGAGCGCCAAUGGCAAGACUUUAUGUCUGGCGACUGGGCUUGGAAUCAAGCGGACCAAAUUUCUGAUGAUCUGGACACUCAUGGCUUGACAUUUGUGCCUGUGAUUCUUGGCAGCAACAAAACCACAGUAUCAGUUGCAACUGGCCAGAAUGACUAUUACCCACUGUACAUGUCAAUCAGAAAUGUUCACAACAAUGUGUGCUGUGCUCACUGUAAGGUGGUUGCUGUAAUUGGAUUUCUAGCAAUGCUGAAGAGAACUAAACAACACACUAAGACCACAAAUUUCCACAAUUUCCUUGCACGCUUUGGUGAUGGUCAUUAUCGCCAUGUUAUCUAUGGACUUGGCCCAUAUAUUGCUGACUAUGAAGAACAAGUAUCACUCAUGGUCCAGGGUAAAUGUCUUUUGUAUCACAAGAGUCUUGACGGUGAUAGUCUCCGACGCUCAAAAACACAUACUGAGGCACUAAUUGAAGAGUGUGACCAUUUGGCACUUUGGGAUGAGUUCGGAAUUGUCGCCCAACUUGUGUCGUUUACAAAUGACUUUCCCCGCGCCAAUAUACAUGAACUCAUUGCACCAGAUCUCCUCCACCAAAUAAUAAAGGGCAUCUUCAAGGAUCACUUGGUGGUCUGGGUUGAAAAAUAUCUCGUGCAGACACACGGAAAAACACAGGCUGAUGUUAUUCUGGAUGACAUUGAUAGAAGAUUUUUGGGCUCACGGGAUGCUUAA
Suillus paluster is the source of this 1257-nucleotide messenger RNA. RefSeq lists its product as uncharacterized. The transcript is spliced from 9 exons. The record is from RefSeq and is a predicted model, not a curated record. NCBI's taxonomy places the organism in Eukaryota, Fungi, Basidiomycota, Agaricomycetes, Boletales, Suillaceae. Bases 1 to 1257 code for a protein of 418 amino acids.